Messenger RNA from Torulaspora globosa, 1905 nucleotides. It is a transcript of the gene CCZ1, whose product is annotated as Ccz1p. NCBI's taxonomy places the organism in Eukaryota, Fungi, Ascomycota, Saccharomycetes, Saccharomycetales, Saccharomycetaceae. Gene Ontology annotation, cellular component: Mon1-Ccz1 complex; intracellular membrane-bounded organelle. The record is from RefSeq and is a predicted model, not a curated record. Gene Ontology annotation, biological process: vesicle-mediated transport. Bases 1 to 1905 code for a protein of 634 amino acids. The transcript has a single exon.
AUGUUGCAAUAUGUCACUGUCUUUGACCCGAGUCAGAGCGAUGGCGAGGAUGAGGUCCACAAGCAGCUGCUGUUGUACCAUUCGUUUGAAGAUCUGGAGAUCACAUUGAAUGAGAAGCUAGGAAGGAUUGGAAUGAUACAGGGGAUCUGGUCUCUUACCGACUCAUUUGGUGGCAUGGGAGAAAGGCAGGAAAAAGUGGUUGAGCUGCAUAAGGAAGUUAUACUGAUCAUAAAGGUGGAAUGCCGGUUCUUUAUCAGUCUUUGCGUCUCUACGGAGGAAGGCAGAAUGAGCCCGGCGAUCCCUCAUGAGCUCUAUGUGUCGCAGCUGUGGUACUGCUACCAGAUAUUUGUGCUACACUACGGGCCGUUCUCUCGAUUCGAAGAUAUGGGCGAGUUGACAGAUCUACUGAAUGAGCAGAUCGUCCCGUUCUGGCAUCACAUACAGUUGAAGCCGGAGACUAUUGUACGACGAGGGAUCGCUGGAUUGUGGCCCGAUGGGUGUAAGGUUUCGCAACUUGAGUUUGACAGCAGUGGAGAAUCGUGGGAGUCUUUGAUUAAUCAGAACAUCUUGCUUGCGCCGGAAAACUAUAUGGCGGUAAAGGACGUCUUGGUGUACCAUCUUCCAAGCUAUAACGACCAAAACGCGCAGUUCGCAGGCCGAAGGCUGGGAUACAAGACUUACGGCCUGGUAAGACACUUUUCUGACGACAUCAGCAUUGUUACGCAGCUAUCCAACUGGAUCUAUCAUCUGCAUGCAGUCCAUGGGGACCUCUCGAGCCACGUUUUGGCAGGGAAUGCUCAUUAUGAAGAAGCGCCAUCGGGCAGCGACGGAGUCGAGAAUGCGGCCGACAACUCGACAGAGCUUAGCUCUGCCGCGCCAAGUAACCUACAGGCACAGGGGAGGGCACUUCUCCAUAAUUUAAUGCUGCCGCUAUCAUUUGCUUAUGACGCGGUACAUGAGGUGGGAAGCACGACAGGAAUCUCCAAAAGUAUGUCGCUAAUUAUGGACUAUGUCCCUAGAUGGGACCACAACGCCUCGCGGGAGCGUGAAAAUGACCGCCAGAGGUCUCGGUGCGGCUACCUCAUCUCUCCUCUCUGCUCCGGGAUGCUGCCGAUGAGCUACAGAGUGAAGAAGGUGGUGUACGAAUCGAGUGAUGGUCACUUGAGAAGUUUUAAUUUGCUCUUUUGGUUUUAUGAUGACGUGCUUGUCGUUACAGUCUGCGAGCCUGAGUUCGCCAAGAUUUGGGAUUCGCAGUACUUAGAGGACCUGAGUUAUAAGUUCCGCGAGAGUAUAACUCGAUUUUACGAGACAGCCUUUCAACACGCUGAAUCGAAGGCGAAAGGUCCAUCAAAGCGGGAAUCGUUCGCAUACACUACUUAUAGCAAGAUCACAAAAGAGAUUAAAUGCUCGGUUCCAGCUUGGUUCGAUUCAAAGAGCGACAAUCGCGGCUCAAAUCCAAUGAAGCUAGUGGUCGAUGGCGUUGAUCAUCUUUUUGGGUUAAACUCCCAAGAUGCAUCUGAGCUUCAGGACGCUAACCGCAAUCCGUGGGGUCUCGACAUCAUGGGCAGUCUUCUGGGUUUCAGAAACGACAAAACUAAUCAGAAUGUGGCUGAGGAACAAUAUCCGCACUUCGACAGAAGAUAUGAGAAUUUCUUGGAUGGUAUGACCCAGGAAAAGCUAUGGGGGCUACAAGUACAAACAAUACAAUUCCUGACAAGCAUAAAAAACUCGAACAGAGCGUGCGGUCUUGUCGAAGAACGGCUAUCAAAAUUAAACAACGGAUUGCUAUGUUAUAUAAAGCAGGACGAUGAGAGUGUUUCCGUGGUGAUCAGGAACUGGUUCGAGCACAGGGAAGAUUUCGAGAGCCACAAGCGGCUAAGCGACUUUGGUAAGGUUCUAGGUUAA